Molecule: messenger RNA, 3768 nt
Organism: Prinia subflava (tawny-flanked prinia)
Lineage: Eukaryota; Metazoa; Chordata; Aves; Passeriformes; Cisticolidae
Gene: GPATCH1
Product: G-patch domain containing 1
Exons: 20
Coding region: 435-3476 (1013 amino acids)
Biological process (GO): mRNA processing
Cellular component (GO): nucleus
Molecular function (GO): RNA binding
Source: RefSeq, a predicted model, not a curated record
GGUUUGAAUGCCCAUACUUCUGCCCUGAUUUCUGUGCAAAUUCUUGAACAGCGCACAAGACAACGUGGUUAGGCAAAUUUUGCCAUGUAUUUGCUUAAGUGUACAAUGAAAUCCGCAACUCCGUUGAUUUGGAUUCAGGGUGGAGUCCGCUUUACACCUUGAUUUAGAUAAAAUCUGUUUGUCAGAGUCAUGCUGCCCUUUUCCUAGCCCUGAGCCCCCUCACGAUGGUUCGAGGGAGCUAUCGCACGGCUACUGACCACCGACACUUUGACAGCAUGCGGCGUUCGUAAUUUUUAAAGACACCAGUCAACGCUGAUGGGGAGCCGGCCACGGCCGCUCCGCGGAGCCCCUGGGCCGCCGGGGCUGGGGCUUAUUCAGCCAAACACGAUCGCGCUGGAGGGACCCUGCGCCCGGGACAGGCUGCGGCCCCCGCCAUGCCCUCCCGCAGGAAUAGGGACCGAGAGCGGCCCGCAGGACAGCCCAAUGCAGCGAUGAGGCCGAGGGGCACUGCGGGGCUCCGGGCAGCUCGGCGAUGUGCGGGGGUGCAGGGUGCCGGUCCCUCGCACAGCCCGGGCCCGGAGGCGGGAGGGGCCGGGCGGGGCCCGCGGCUCCGCCUCCCUCGAGUGACGCCGCCGGGCCCCGCGCGGCCACCGUCGUGUAAGAUGGCGGCGGCGGAGAGCAGCGACAGCGAGGAGGAGGACUUGGUGAGCUAUGGAAGGCCGCUGCAGCCCCUGCAGGAGGGUGAACGAAUUAAAAAGCCAGUUCCUCUUCAAGAACAGACUGUUAAAGAUGCAAAGGGACGAUACCAGCGUUUCCAUGGUGCAUUUACUGGUGGCUUUUCUGCUGGUUACUUUAACACCGUUGGUACAAAGGAAGGAUGGACACCUUCAGCUUUUGUAUCAUCGCGGCAGAAGAGAGCAGAUAGAACUGUUUUUGGGCCAGAAGACUUCAUGGAUGAAGAGGAUCUUAGUGAAUUUGGGAUAGCACCAAAAGAUAUUACAACUACAGAUGAUUUUGCAUCUAAAGCUAAAGACAGAAUAAAGGAGAAAGCUAGACAGAUUGCAGGAGUAGUUGCUCCCAUUCCAGGAACCACUGCAUUUGAUGAUUUAAUAGGACCAUCCAAAAUAACAAUUGGGGUUGAACUGCUACGAAAAAUGGGCUGGAAAGAAGGACAAGGAAUUGGACCACGAGUCAAAAGAAAGCCAUGCAGGCAGAAACCUGAUCCUACAGUGAAAAUAUACGGCUGUGCACUACCACCCGGACUGUCUGAGGGUUCUGAGGAUGAAGAGGAUGAAUACCAGCCAGAGAAUGUGACGUUUGCACCCAAAGAUGUAAUGCCUGUAGACUUGACUCCAAAAGAGAAUGUCCAUGGGCUUGGCUACCAGGGUUUGGACCCCUCACAAGCUUUGUUUGGUGCAUCUGGAAGAGAACACCUGAAUCUUUUCACAGGUGGUUCUGAAGAAACAAGCAAUUUACUUGGUGAUCUGAAACACAGUAAAGGAAGAAAACUAGGUAUUACAGGUCAGGCUUUUGGUGUAGGAGCUUUAGAGGAAGAAGAUGAUGAUAUUUAUGCAACUGACACACUGUCAAAAUAUGAUACAGUUCUGAAGGAUGAGGAGCCUGGAGAUGGCUUGUAUGGCUGGACAGCACCGAAACAGUAUAAAUCCAAAAAAAGGCCUGAAAGAGAAUUUAAAUAUAUAGGCAAAAUCCUGGCUGGCUUUUCCUUGGCCUCAAAAUCAUCAGCUCCAAUCAAGAUUUAUCCCCCACCUAGCCUGCCACGAAAUUACAGACCAGUGCACUACUUUCGACCUGUGAUAACAGCUGGGAAUGAAAACCACCAUUUACAGAAGGCUUUGGAGGAGUCCACUGGGAAGCUGCAGAGUGAUCCAGCCCACCAAAGCAGGCAUGCCUUGAAUGCAGCUCAGAGGAGGGAACAGCUAGGAGAGACUGAGCUGAAAGGUCCGGCUCCUUCUAUUUUGGAAUAUCUGUCUGAGAAAGAUAGAGAAAGGCUCAAAGAAGUGAAACAAGCAUCUGAACAACAAAUGAAAGCAAAAGCUGUGUCUCAGCAGUCACCACAGAGCAGAUUCCAGUCACCCUCCCCAGAGGAUGCUACUCACAAAUGGCAAAUGCAGCUGGGGGGACAGUUAGUAAAUGCUGGUUCUAGUGACUUCAAACCAUUUGCAAAAAAUCCAGAAAAACAAACAAGAUAUGAAAAUUUUGUGAAAAGUCUUAAACAAGGAGAAAAAGGAGCUGCACUGGAGCGCUUUUUAGACCCGAACGUGACGGCGUGGGAGCGAGGCAGAGAGCAGGAGGAGUUCUUCCGUGCAGCCAUCUUCUACAGAUCCUCCAGCUCAGCGCUCUCAUCCAGAUUCACCCGCGCCAAAUACGAAGAUGACGUGGACCAAGUUGAAGUUCCUCGAGACCAAGAGAAUGAUAUUGAUGAUAAGGAAACAGCUGUGAAGAUGAAGAUGUUUGGCAAACUCACAAGAGACAAGUUUGAAUGGCAUCCUGAUAAGCUGCUGUGUAAAAGAUUUAAUGUUCGUGAUCCAUAUCCUGAUUCUCAUAUAGUGGGGUUACCAAAAGUGAAACGAGACAAGUAUUCUGUUUUUAAUUUCUUGACUGUGCCUGAGCCCACCACAUCUGUAACUCAAGCAACAAAUGAAAAGGUCCAGGAGAGUAACAGUCUCAACAAACCAAAGAAAUCUUCCAGGUGGGAUGUGUCAGAUAAAGAGAAGGAGAAGAAAGAUUCUAUCAGUGAAUUCAUUAGUCUUGCUAGAUCAAAAGCUGAUGCUCAGCAGCAGCCACCAGUGCCAGCAACAGAAGAAUGUGGAACUGGGACAACUGAAACUCCUCCCACUGCAGAGGUAGCUGAUGAAGAUCAGAAUCAGGAGGAAGAAAGUGGACGACCACCCAUGGACUUAUUUAAGGCCAUCUUUGUGAGCUCCUCAGAUGAAAAAUCAUCUUCCUCUGAGGAAGAGAGUGAUGAAGAACAGCAACCAACUACUUCAGAAAGGGAGUCAGAAACCACCAAGCAAGCUGACGUACCAGACAGUUCUUCCUCUAAUUUACAAGAAAAUGUUACUGCUGCAACUCAUUCUGGCAUUUCUUCGUUGCCUGCAUCAAAGCAGGAGCUGGAUGCAACAGAGGAAUUUGGACCCAAGUUGCCACCAGCUUUUUCUUCUGGCACUACUUCGCAACAACAAACAAUGGUGCCAGAAACAUUUCCUGGGCCUAGUAGGAAAGAAAAACAUAGGAAAAUCAGAGAGAGGCACAAGGCUAAGAAAGAACGCAAACGCAAAAAGGAAAAGAAAAAGAAGCAUAAAAAGCAGAAAAACAAAGGAAAACACAAGAAUAAAAAAUCAGAAAAAGACAGCAGCUCAGACACUACAGAUAGCAGUGACAGCCUUAGUGAUAUGGAUACCACAGGCUUGUCACCUAAAGAACUUCUAAGAAGAUUAAAACAACUUCAGUAUUGAAGAGCUCUCUUGCAUUCUUCAGUAUUGUGUGACUUGAUCUCAAAUUUUUGAUCUCCUCCAUGAUGGUAGAUCAGUGGUGUAUAAUGUGAAGCACUAUAGAUAAAAUAUUCAUAUUGAAUUUCUGUGAAAGUAAAUGUGCAUAUGUUUAUUUUGUGAUGUUUCAUGAGUUGGAAAGGUAUGGAUUAUAGAACAUUGAAAAGACCCCUUUGUGGGCAUAAUAAUCUGAAAUACUGCAGGCUCUGUUUUAAUUAAUUAAACAAAGCAUUUUAAUAAACUUUAUUAUUACAAAUAA